Heterocephalus glaber (naked mole-rat) is the source of this 5076-nucleotide messenger RNA. RefSeq names its product HECA ribonucleoprotein granule regulator (gene Heca). The record is from RefSeq and is a predicted model, not a curated record. Lineage: Eukaryota; Metazoa; Chordata; Mammalia; Rodentia; Bathyergidae.
GCGGCCGGAAUGUCGUGGCGCGGGCCGCGCGGCUAGACGGGCGUCGAGGAGCCGCGGGCUCCCGGAGCGGACUCCGCGCGGGGCCAGCCGCCACCGCCGCGCCGCGGGGAGUCGCCUUCGCUGACGCAGGGCACCCGGCAGUCACGAGCGCGAUGCCCAACCCCAAAAACAGCAAAGGCGGCCGCAAGAACAAGCGCGCCAACAGCAGCGGGGACGAGCAGGAAAAUGGAACCGGGGCCCUGGGCGCGGCGGGCGCGGCGGCCGGGGGGCCUCUGGCCGCAGCGACCGGCUGCGGGGCGGCGGCGGGCACCGUGGGCGCCGGGGGCGCGUUGGGCACGGUGGGCGCGGGAACCGGAGCCGCGAACGCCGCCGGGGCUGCCGCCGCGGGAGACGCCAAGAACGAAGCCCCUUGUGCCACGCCUCUGAUCUGCAGCUUCGGCAGGCCGGUGGACCUGGAGAAGGACGACUACCAGAAGGUGGUGUGCAACAAUGAGCACUGCCCCUGCAGCACCUGGAUGCACCUGCAGUGCUUCUACGAGUGGGAGAGCAGCAUCCUGGCGCAGUUCAACUGCAUUGGCCGGGCCCGCAGCUGGAACGAGAAGCAGUGCCGCCAGAACAUGUGGACCAAGAAGGGGUACGACCUGGCCUUCCGCUUCUGCUCCUGCCGCUGCGGGCAGGGCCACUUAAAGAAGGACACAGACUGGUACCAGGUGAAGCGGAUGCAGGAUGAGAAAAAAAAGAAGUCUGGGUCGGAGAAAAACACAGGGAGGCCCCCUGGGGAGGCUACAGAGGAGGCAAAAAAAUGCAGGCCCCUGAACAAGCCCCAGAAAAGCCUGAACCAUGACCUCCCCCGACGGCAUUCCAUGGACCGGCAGAACUCCCAGGAGAAGGCAGUCAGUGGCACUGCCUAUGGUGGCCGCUCUCCUUGUGGUUCCCCUGGCCAGUCUCCACCCACUGGCUACUCCAUCCUCUCUCCUGCCCACUUCAGUGGUCCCCGCUCCUCUAGAUACCUUGGGGAAUUCUUAAAGAAUGCCAUCCAUCUUGAGCCUCACAAAAAGGCCAUGGCUGGGGGCCAUGUGUUCAGAAAUGCCCACUUUGAUUACAGUCCUGCUGGGUUAUCUGUUCAUAGAGGGGGACACUUCGAUACCCCUGUACAGUUCCUACGACGACUGGACCUCUCUGAGCUCCUCACUCACAUCCCCAGGCAUAAGCUGAACACUUUCCAUGUGCGGAUGGAAGAUGAUGCCCACGUGGGCCAAGGCGAGGAUCUGCGGAAGUUCAUUCUCGCAGCCCUCAGUGCCAGCCACAGAAACGUUGUAAACUGUGCUCUGUGCCACCGGGCACUCCCUGUCUUUGAACAGUUUCCACUGGUGGACGGAACUUUGUUCUUAAGUCCCUCAAGACAUGAUGAGAUUGAAUAUGAUGUCCCUUGUCACCUUCAAGGGAGGCUCAUGCAUCUGUAUGCGGUGUGUGUGGACUGCCUAGAAGGAGUUCACAAGAUCAUCUGCAUCAAGUGCAAAUCACGAUGGGAUGGCAGCUGGCAUCAGCUGGGCACAAUGUAUACCUAUGACAUCCUGGCCGCCUCUCCCUGUUGUCAGUAUCUGUUUCUCCUAGGCCCGCCUGAACUGCAAGCACUGUGGAAAGCCUGUGAUUGACGUGCGGAUUGGGAUGCAGUACUUCUCUGAGUACAGCAAUGUCCAGCAGUGUCCACACUGUGGGAACCUGGACUACCAUUUUGUGAAGCCAUUCUCCUCCUUCAAAGUUCUUGAAGCUUAUUGAUGAAAGCUUUGCUUUAGUAAUAGCUAUUUUAUUGAUAUUAUUACUUUAUUACAUAUCUUUUAUAGAGAAACAUUCUGUGACAUUAAUUUCUUUUCUAAUUUAAAGCAGAGUUACUUUGUAUCUGUAUGCCACUAAGAUGGGGCUGCCCUUUCCCCUGUCUUGAUUCCCCAGUGUUAGUCUGUGAUCAGGACCAGAGCCAGGUGGGUGACCGUGUGAGUGUGGGUAUGGUUUAUUCUCACCAGGAGUCUCUGAUACAGCUUUAAAGUGGUGGGGAGGAUGGGAUGAAUGUAGGAAAGGGAGGGAUUAUGUGGCUAUGAACUAAAAGCAUGGGAGGAGUAGAGAGGGAGCGCCUAGUAAAGUUAACUUUCUGAAGACCCACUUCUAGAUCUUCCAUGGGCCUUAGGCAAAAUACAUGACAAUUGAAUGUAAGUCUGAGCCUGGAAAGCUAAUAGGGUAUUAGUCUGUCUUGGCUUAGUAUUCUGCAGCACACAUUGACAUGCAGUUUACACUCAUGGAUGAUUGGAAAGUGGACAUGAGUACUCUUACUUUCACUGUUGUAAUUUAAGUCAGUUUUCAUACUGAAAAUAAUAUCCAAAUUAGAAAACCUGAAAGCUACUGGUGUUGCAAACAUUUUUAGCUAAAUUGACCUGUAGCAGAAUAUGUGAAAUAAAUUUGGAAGUGAUGCACUCUGAACUGAGAGGGCAAAAAGGCAGAACUCUGUCAUUUGAGUUCUCUGAAGGUGGUCAGAGUAGCUCUUAAGGAAAAUCCAUGCAGAGUGAUUUAGGGGUGACAAUGUCUAUGGAUUGCACUUUGGAAGCGCUGUUUGGUAUCAUAUCCUUCCCACAGGUAAUCUCACAGCCAUAGAACCUAACUGGUGAGCUUCAGAACCAGUCAUGCCACACUUUGGCUUCCCCAUAAUGCCUUAUAGCCACGUCUAACCCGUUUAAUACUGAGUUUCCAAAAUCAGUUGAGCUUAGGAGGGAAAGGGAAGAAUUGUUUGAGAGAACGAUGAAGAAAAGAAUAAUUUUAGCACUUCUUUUUAAAGUAUGUGUCAUUUUGGAAAAUCACUGUUGUAAUGCUUAAUAGUAUGCGUGAAAAAUCAGUCAUCUUAAAGAUCCUCGUGAUACUUUGUUGUUGGCAAAAGAAAAGAUCACUUACAGAACUUCUUUAGAGGAUUGAGCAUUCUAAAAUACUGCCUUCUAAUCAUUGGACUGUACUACAUUGAUACCCCAUACUUUUGUCAAAUUGGAAUAAGAUUUUCACAAAUGAAUUUGACAAUUUCAAGUGUGAUAUAUGUAUAUGCUAAAAGAUUACUAAAAAUCAUUCUGUGAAUAGCCAAAUUUGGCAUUGAUAUGAAUAUUUUAUAUUACUCAUUUGGCUUAUAACUUGUUUCUCAGUAUAACUUUUCUUUUAAGGCAUUAUUGUACUUGAGUUUCAUUUUUACUAUGUGAGAUAUUUUAUGUUAUGUUUGGAACAACAUAGCAUUGAAAAAACAAUGCAUCAACUAAUAUUCUUCACCUUUCACUUUGGAUGAUUGUUAUUUGGUUUGCUGCAGCUGAUUUGGUAUUUGAUCUGAAAAAUAUUCCACAGUGAAGGGGGAGCUCAGAAUGCCUAUGUGAAACAGGAAAUCAUUACUGGUCAGACAGCGUUUAAUGCAACUACAAGAGGUCUAUAGAAUAUAGCCCUUGGAAGUUUGUCAUUGAAACACAGAGCUGUAAUUGUGAAUUAACAAUUUCCCUAUUGAUUCUCUUAUGUACCCAAGCUUAUGAACUGGUAAGUUUCUUUUGUUUUCAGAGAACCAUUUGGAUUUUAUUUCUGAAUUUAAUAUUAGUAGUAAAAUAUUUGUAAUGUUGUUCUUCAACCCACCUACAUAUUUCUAGUGAAACCUGCUUAUUGUUCAGAAGCUUAAAGUUGACCUAUACAUUGCAUUUAGCAAGCUCUUCAGUGUAAAAUCACUGUGGGUUUAAUGUAUGCUGCAUUCCAUAUUUUUUCCUUAGAUUGUUUUCUACCCCCUUGAAAAGUAAGUAUGGUGAGGUUUCUCUAUCAUUGAGUAAAAUUUGCUUUUGGGUGUUAUUUUGAUGAUACAGUGAAGAUUCUAUAGAUAUAUACAGUUAUAUAAAAAGAGUCAUGAGUAUCAUACUCAAAAUCUUGACUUUAAGGCAUUACAUUUUUAUCUAAAAGGGACAGUUUGGCUAAUUUGAGAAUAAAAUACAAUUAAAUAUGCAACACUAUAAAGAUAAAGUGCCGACCUUCAUAUUUUCUCCAAGCUUGCCCCGAGCACCUUGAUCAUAAUUGAAAUUUGUCAAGAAAGAUUAUUAUUUUUGUUGUAGUUAGGAUAUUAAAGAAUAUCAGUCAUCCAGGAGAUUCAGUUUCUGUUUUUCUGAUGAAUAGUGUUCAAUAACAUGAAGCAAUCUUACGAGUGACUAAUAAUUUCGUUGGUUUUUCAUCUACUCUAACAUUAUUUAGUCACUUAUUUGUAUGAGUUCCAUGCCUUGAACAAAUAAAAUUACCUGCUGUAGUGUGGAGAGAAGACAGUUUAUGAUAGAUCAUUUUUUUCUUUAGGCCAUCUCAGAUCUCUCACUUUUUUUGGUUACAUCUGAAGCAUGGAUAUACUAUGUUUAUACCUUUAAACACACACAUUGUGCCAUGAAAUUGAGAGGUGGUUCACUUGUCCUGUUACAUUUACAAAGGAGCUUCCCCAAACAUUAAAUUUCAGUUUUUAUAAGAGAAUAUUUUCAGAAUAAAAUAAAUUUUCAUAUUUGUUUGGCAAAAUUUAGCUCAUUAAGAAAAAAACAUUAUUAGGUGUUUAAAUGAUGAAACUAACAAAACUAAUAUGCUAAAAUCUUUUCAUUUGGUACUGCCAGACCAGUGCUUAACUAUGCAGUCUAUUCUCUUGUGCCCAGGUUAGUAACCCCAAUUUGCUUUUCUGUUUAGUCUCCUGAGUAAUUUUAGUUGGAGGUUGGAGAAGAGGUGAGAAGAAAGUGCCCUUUAGUGUUUUGGUUCUUACAUAGGAUGCUGCCUAACCAAGAUCAUUUCCAUGUCCUAUUGACUUUAUUGUUAUUCCAGGUGAUAGAAAAUAAAAUGGACGGGCACCAUUAAAACCAGCUCAAAAAUAUAUUGUUAUUGGUAAAGAUUUCUUGUUAAGAUGUCUUGGAUUGCACUUUUUUUGAGGGAAGACAGUGUAAAUAGUUGAAGAAUGUUGAUAAAAUCGAAACAUUUGGUUAUGGAAUUAUGUGUGGGGUUAGAGGCUUUCUGUUUGUGAAAUGUGUGUAUUAAAAAUAAAGUUUCAGAAGCUAA